This is a messenger RNA of Diospyros lotus (date-plum), 1394 nucleotides long. RefSeq lists its product as uncharacterized. Gene Ontology annotation, molecular function: aldose 1-epimerase activity; carbohydrate binding. The record is from RefSeq and is a predicted model, not a curated record. The coding region runs from base 98 to 1183 and encodes 361 amino acids. Gene Ontology annotation, biological process: glucose metabolic process; beta-D-galactose catabolic process via UDP-galactose, Leloir pathway. The transcript has 5 exons. Lineage: Eukaryota; Viridiplantae; Streptophyta; Magnoliopsida; Ericales; Ebenaceae.
GUUUUGACCUCUUCAUAUAUAUAGGUAGCGAGAGAGAGAGAGAGAGAGAGAGAGAGCAUUUUAAGGCAAGGCCUGAAACUGGUUUCCCCAGGAAACAAUGCCCAAGAGCAGCUGGUCUUUGUUGUUGUGGAUCACAGUUUUAGCUCUGUGGGUUGGUGUAAUUAAUGGCUCAAAAUCAAAGCCAGAAGUUGGGAUCUAUGAGCUGAAGAAAGGAGAUGUCUCUGUGAAGCUCACCAACUGGGGGGCCAGCAUUAUCUCCCUUUUCCUUCCUGAUAAACAUGGAAAGUUGGCGGAUGUUGUUCUUGGAUAUGAUUCAGUCCAGGAAUACAUGAAUGAUACCGCAUAUUUUGGUGCCACCGUUGGACGCGUUGCUAAUCGGAUCGGCGGCGCACAGUUCACCCUCAACGGUACCCGCUACAAGCUCGUGGCUAACGAGAAGAACAACACCCUUCAUGGUGGGUCCAGGGGAUUCAGCGACGUCGUUUGGGAGGUGAAAUCGCACCACCGUCAAGCUCAUUCCCCUCGCGUUACCUUCACCUACCACAGCUUUGAUGGCGAAGAAGGAUUUCCCGGCGAUCUUAUCGUCACCGUGACGUAUGCCCUGGUGGAGAAAGGGUUGGCCGUGACGAUGAAGGCCAGAGCUCUGAACAAAGCCACCCCAUUAAACCUGGCGCAUCACACCUACUGGAACCUCGGCGGCCACGACAGCGGCGCCAUCUUGUCCAACGACGUCCAGAUAUUCGGCUCCAAGAUCACGCCGGUCGACAACGAUCUCAUUCCCACCGGCGACCUCGCCUCCGUCAAGGGCACGCCCUACGACUUCCUGGAACCCGCCACCAUCGCGAGCAAGAUCGGGAAGCUCCCUCACGGCUUCGACAUCAACUACGCCCUGGAUGGCGGCGGGAAGGGGGUGAAGGAGGCGGCCAUAGUUCACGACAAGAAGUCGGGGAGAGUGAUGAAGGUGAUGAGCAAUCAGGUGGGCUUGCAAUUCUAUACGGGGAAUUACAUCAAGGACGUGAAGGGGAAAGGGGGAUUCGUUUACCAAGCACACGCGGGAUUGUGCUUGGAGACGCAGGGAUUCCCGGAUUCGGUGAAUCAUCCCAAUUUUCCUUCCCAGAUUGUGAAUCCUGGACACGAGUAUCUGCAUAAGAUGCUCUUCCACUUCUCUACCAAGCUCACUUGAUUCCUGCCGUGCCGUGCCGUGCCAAGCCGAGCCCAGCCAGCCUCUCUUCCGCCCACCGAGUUACCAUCUCUCUCUGCCUCUCUCCUCUUCCAUCUCCAUACUAACCUUCUGAAUAAUAAUAAUCUGAUUGUGGAGAGUGGAGACAUUUUUCAAUUACUGUAGAUGUUUUGUAAUCCCAUCCAAUAAUAUUUUAAUUUUAUUAACUUCCUUA